AUGCCUACAGAACUGCCUACCUCGAACGGUCACACUGCCCAGGAUGGCGAGAACAAUUUCGCUGUUAAGGCAGGAUUGGCGAGAAUGUUGAAGGGUGGAGUCAUUAUGGACGUCGUCAACGCUGAACAGGCACGCAUAGCAGAAGAGGCCGGUGCAUCCGCCGUCAUGGCCCUUGAGCGCGUUCCCGCAGACAUUCGAGCCCAGGGCGGCGUAGCACGCAUGAGCGACCCCAAGAUGAUCAAGGAGAUCAUGGAGACCGUCACGAUACCCGUCAUGGCCAAGGCACGGAUUGGCCACUUUGUCGAGUGCCAGAUUCUCGAAGCCCUCGGCGUAGACUACAUCGACGAAUCCGAAGUCCUCACACCCGCUGACGCCAUCCACCACGUCGACAAGCACCCCUACAAGAUCCCCUUCGUCUGCGGCUGCCGUAACCUCGGCGAGGCCCUGCGCCGCGUCUCCGAAGGCGCCGCCAUGAUCCGCACAAAAGGCGAGGCCGGCACUGGCGACGUCAUCGAAGCUGUCCGCCAUAUGCGCCAGGUGAACUCGGACAUCCAGCGCGCUCAAGCAAUGUCCUCGACCGAACUCUAUACCUACGCGAAGGAGCUUGGCGUAGACUACAAUUUGCUGAAAGAGACGGCGAAGCUGGGUAGGCUGCCGGUGGUAAACUUUGCCGCCGGCGGUGUUGCGACGCCGGCGGAUGCGGCGCUGAUGAUGCAGCUUGGCUGUGAUGGUGUGUUUGUGGGUAGCGGUAUUUUCAAAAGCGGAGAUGCGGCGAAGAGGGCGAAGGCCAUUGUGCAGGCUGUGACGCACUACAACGACCCGAAGGUGCUAAUGGAGGUGUCUAUGGACCUGGGAGAGGCGAUGGUGGGCAUUAAUUGUGGCGAUUUAGGUGAGAAGGAGAAGCUCGCGAAGAGAGGGUGGUAG
Molecule: messenger RNA, 924 nt
Organism: Didymosphaeria variabile
Lineage: Eukaryota; Fungi; Ascomycota; Dothideomycetes; Pleosporales; Didymosphaeriaceae
Gene: SNZ1
Product: Pyridoxal 5'-phosphate synthase subunit snz1
Exons: 3
Coding region: 1-924 (307 amino acids)
Biological process (GO): amino acid metabolic process; pyridoxal 5'-phosphate biosynthetic process; pyridoxine biosynthetic process
Molecular function (GO): amine-lyase activity
Source: RefSeq, a predicted model, not a curated record